Molecule: messenger RNA, 936 nt
Organism: Anopheles marshallii
Lineage: Eukaryota; Metazoa; Arthropoda; Insecta; Diptera; Culicidae
Exons: 2
Coding region: 1-936 (311 amino acids)
Biological process (GO): retrograde vesicle-mediated transport, Golgi to endoplasmic reticulum
Source: RefSeq, a predicted model, not a curated record
AUGGAUGAAUCAGCCGAGUUGGUACAGCAACCGAAAACGCAAGAAGAAAUUUUUGCAGCACGGCGUGAAGCGCGGCGAAAGAAGAUAUUGGAAAACUCCAGCAACAGACUGUCGAAAAUUGUAGGCCAAGAAAUAUCUCCACCUUCACCGAAGUUGACCGAUACAGUGGUAGAAGAAAGUACCAGUACUACCAGCUCGGACAAUUUCAGCUACGAAACAUUUCCUAUAGACGAUGAAAAUACCUCCGAUUCUUCGUACGGCGUUUAUCCCGAUCCUAUGGAUGAACGGCUAGAGUACAUUAGCCCACAAGUUCAAGCACUUCUGGCAAAUUCCGGGUUAAACGAUGAUUCCUUUCUAAACGCGAUGAGUGGCGGACCUAGUGGUUUCGGCGGUACUAACGCUAAUGGGGACAUUUUCCAACUGCUGAAUACACUUAACCAAACACAAUCGAAUGGAGGACUAUUCGGUGCCGGUAUGGGAAACGCAACUGCAUCACAGCGCACUUCCGCCACAAGCCAACCUACCUCCACCGAACGCAACAAUUCCUGGUACGCAAGAGCGUUUCGUAGUAAAAUUCAUCUCGUAGUUGCAUCGAUCAUCACGUAUCUGUUAUUCGCUACAGGAAACGAUGCGUAUAUCGGUAGCAACGUGUUCCUACCCUUGCUAGCAUGGGCAUUGAUCGAGCUGCUAAUGGUCGGCACAUCGGAACCGGCCAACGGGCAGAUGCUGCUCAGUAUGGUCUUUAUGCUCGGUGGCGUACCAAUGAAAACGUCCCACACCAUCUUAAAGGUGAUGAACACGUUCAACAAGGUGCUUAAAGAUGUUGCCUUCUUUAUGUUCUUUUUCGUGCUUACCCACCUGUUGUGGAGUACGCUAUGGUUGGGUAUCGAGCUACGGUAUGUACUAGGUUACGAUCAGCUCGUAGCACCCUCGUAG